Mucor mucedo is the source of this 851-nucleotide messenger RNA. RefSeq names its product orotidine-5'-phosphate decarboxylase. The transcript is spliced from 2 exons. Bases 33 to 833 code for a protein of 266 amino acids. Lineage: Eukaryota; Fungi; Mucoromycota; Mucoromycetes; Mucorales; Mucoraceae. Gene Ontology annotation, cellular component: cytosol. The record is from RefSeq and is a predicted model, not a curated record. Gene Ontology annotation, molecular function: orotidine-5'-phosphate decarboxylase activity. Gene Ontology annotation, biological process: 'de novo' UMP biosynthetic process; 'de novo' pyrimidine nucleobase biosynthetic process.
UUGAAGAACAAACAAACAAUCAAAAGUUACCAAUGAACACUUACAAGACCUACACUGAGCGUGCAAAGCAGCACCCCAACGCUUGUGCUCGUUCUCUUUUUGAACUUAUGGAGCGUAAGCAAACUAACCUUUCUGUCGCAGUCGACGUUACAACCAAAAAGGAAUUGCUUUCCAUUGCUGAUGCUGUAGGUCCAUUUGUCUGUGUUCUUAAGACCCAUAUUGACAUCGUGGAAGAUUUUGACGCUGAUUUGGUUGCACAGUUAGAAAACUUGGCCAAGAAACACGACUUUUUGAUCUUUGAAGAUCGUAAAUUUGCUGAUAUUGGUAACACUGUGAAACACCAGUAUGCCAGUGGUAUCUACAAAAUCGCUUCUUGGUCUCACAUUACCAAUGCUCAUACCGUUCCUGGUGAAGGUAUUAUUAAGGGUCUCGGUGAAGUUGGUCUUCCUCUUGGACGCGGUUUGCUUUUGUUGGCUGAAAUGUCAUCAAAGGGUGCUUUGACUAAAGGCAGCUAUACCACAGAGUCUGUUGAGAUGGCCCGUCGCAACAAAGACUUUGUUUUUGGUUUCAUUGCCCAACAAAAAAUGAACCAAUUUGAUGACGAAGACUUUGUCGUCAUGUCACCCGGUGUUGGUCUCGAUGUUAAGGGAGAUGGCUUGGGACAACAGUAUAGAACUCCUCAUCAAGUGAUUGUGGAAAGUGGUGGAGAUGUGAUCAUUGUUGGCCGUGGUAUUUAUGGCCAGCCAGAUCAAGUUGAAGCUCAAGCUAAACGCUAUCGUCAAGCCGGUUGGGAUGCUUAUUUGGAGAGAGUUCGUAUUCAUAAGUCCACAUAAAUAAAUCAAACAUUGCAU